CGUACGAAACCGUGGAAGCACAAUUAAGUCAGCGGUAUUUGGAUCUGCUGGGAGCAGAAGAGUUGAAAACCGCUAUCGGAGAAGUGAAGCAUCGUCGUCGUCGGCUAUGGCAGGCACCACCACUGCAAACGGGUAUAAUUUCAAAGUUGUUCUCUUGGGCGAGGGAUGCGUUGGAAAGACCUCGGUGAUGUUGAGAUACGUCGAGGACAAGUUCAACGACAAGCAUAUUUCUACACUGCAGGCUUCGUUCUUUAAAAAAAAGCUUAAUAUUAAUGGAAAAAGAAUUAAUUUGGCAAUUUGGGAUACAGCUGGACAAGAACAAUUCCAUGCACUUGGGCCAAUUUAUUAUCGAAUGUCUAAUGGAGCUAUAUUAGUUUACGAUAUUACAGAUCAAGAAACAUUUAAGAAGGUGAAGAAUUGGGUUAAGGAGCUAAAAAAAAUGUUAGGUAGCGAUAUCUGUUUGGCCAUCGCUGGAAACAAAGUUGAUUUAGAAAAAGAUAGAAACGUGACGGUUGAAGAGGCAGAAGAGUACGCAAAGCAGGUAGGCGCGAUACAUUUCCACACGUCAGCCAAACAGAAUAUUAACGUUGACGACAUGUUUUUGGAUCUAACUCGUCGAAUGAUACAUCACGCAGAUCAAGUCGAACAUAAAUCCACAUUAAAUAGUAAUAAUAGUACUAGACGAAAUAUCGUUAUCGUCGAGGAUGAGAAUACAGAACACAAUCAACCUAAGAGUUCAUGCUGCGGUGGAAGCAGUGCUGGAACAUCGUCAUAGAACUCAUAAUUAAUUUAAAAAUUAGUCUUUAAAAAGAAACUACUACCAGGUUUUAUCGCUAAAUGUGCAUAUGUAUAUGUAUUAACAAAAAAUUCAAGGUGGAUUGUUACUAAGCUAUUUCAUGCUAGUUUUCUAUUUUGAUUCAAAAGUAAAUUCAAAAGUAAAAUUUUAAAGAUAUAGGUUAUUUGU
Messenger RNA from Ceratosolen solmsi marchali, 964 nucleotides. RefSeq names its product RAS oncogene family member Rab21 (gene Rab21). Gene Ontology annotation, biological process: Rab protein signal transduction. Lineage: Eukaryota; Metazoa; Arthropoda; Insecta; Hymenoptera; Agaonidae. Gene Ontology annotation, molecular function: GTP binding; GTPase activity. The transcript has 4 exons. The record is from RefSeq and is a predicted model, not a curated record. Bases 107 to 775 code for a protein of 222 amino acids.